AGGUUAAUGUCACUGAGUCAAAGCAAUAAAUACAUAAGACAUCGUGUUUUAUUUUGGACAAGCAUUCACAUGGUGUCCCUAUUAGUUUUCACAAUCUUUGAUUCCCUUGAAAGGUAUUUUAAACCAAACUAGAGUUUUAAGUUGAAUUGCUGAGUUAUGUUGCUAUAGGCAACGGUACUUAAACAGGUGCACAGUUCAGUGUCCGAGCACAACAUAAACCCGUUUGGCCUUAAAAACGUCCCAUACUUACUUAGAGACAAACUUUACAGACAAACGUUACAAAGGCUGCUUCUAAAUUCAUUAUGACUGACAUUAACACGUCUAGCGAAGUGAAAUGUAGCGACAGAAUCCGAAAUAUACCGAAGGCUGGGAAACUAAUACCUACAGGAGACAGUGUGAAAAUCUGUUUACGAGAAGUGGAAAGACCCACGACUCCACCGGUGGUGAGGAAAUUCCGCAAUAGCAACCAGCCCGGACCAGGAACUAUCAGAGUCCACACAGGGAAGGCAAAUGACCCAGAUGUUGCCAGCACUCUUGUUCAUGGUGUCAUCACCAAAGCACCCCUCACUUUCCUACAGGGUGAAAGGUUGCUAAAUCCUUCCCCAAAGACCGUGUUCCAGCAGAAGUUACAAGAACUUAGUGAAUCUGUAUAUGCCUCAAAUAAGAAGGCUCCUCUGGGCAGAUCAUGUGUCCAACGUUCUGAACUCCCCCCACUGUGUAAUGAGAAAACUACAUUUGGUGUAAAAAUAGUGAAAGGUUUGGGUGUGCGUGAGAUUAUUAACCCUGCAAAAACAGCACAGGAGGUAGAGAGGGAAGCUGAGGUGGCACAUGAUGCUUACAUCCGUAGCCAUAAUUCCUAUUUUGUUGGUGAACAAAUUAAUAGAAAGUAUGACUGGACUCAUUACAGUAAAGAUAGCAGAUUUGGGAUCCUCACACCUCAUUUCAACGAUGGCCGUAAUCUUGGCAAAACUCUUCACUGGCUGGGGGAAUCACAGAAGUUUUACAAUCCAGCUGCUUGGAAGAGAUCUGGGAACAGAGACAAGAUAGCACAACAAAUGGGCAAAACCAUCGUCAUGAGAGAAAAAAUGUUGCCUGUUCCGCCUGAUCACACGUUUGGAAUGGUCUUACCACCAGAUGAUUUUGGCAUUGGAGAGCUGAUCUACUCCACAGAUCCACGGCAGUACACGAGAGGCCCAGACAGACAGCGCAGCCUGGUGAAUGCAGUGAGGCAUCACCUCAAGAAGGUCAACUUUGAAAACUUCCCCUCCUUGCUAAAGGCAUUCAGACAUUAUGACAAGAAAGGAAAGGGGAUGAUUGACAAAGAGGACCUGCGUGCAGUGUGCCAUCAGUUUCAGCUGAAUGUCAGUGAGUCGGUCCUGGAUGACGUGAUGGACUACUGUGACACAGACAAGGACGGGCUUAUCAACUUUCUGGAGUUUGCCAACUUUCUCAACUGGAAGGACAAGAUGCCCAUCAACAGUCGAGAGCAGUGCAUUAUUACAAAUGAGCGUCAAACCAGCUCAGCUCCAGGUAACAUAGAAAGUGUGACAGCACAGCUUCCUGCCUGUCGGGCCUUGAUUGAGCCUGAGGACUUGGAGCCUGUUGAGCCAGGCAGCUCACUGAAAACUGUUAGAAGCCUUAGGCAGACAAGGGCAGCCCCAGACCACUUCAGAACUACCUCCUCCCUCAUCGGGGCUGCAGGUGCUGGUCGUUUCCCAUCAGAUGGACGUACGUACGGGAUCCCAUCUGUGCGCUCAGAUCUUCCAGCUCCUCGCAUUAAAAGAGUCGGUGACAAAAACAAUUAUGGCGAUACGUCCACAGCUGCAGAUCUUCUACAUCCAUCAGUUCAUGCCCUGCAAGGUGUUUAUGAGGAGCAUUUCUUCUGUCCUCGCAGCAAGGAGGAGAUUGCAACGAUCUUCAGGAAUGCUGGUGUGAAUAUUUCUGAGGAGACGUUUGAGGAAGCCUGGAAACUCGCGUCAAUGAAGCAAGCAACCAGGGAGGUUUGUGUGGAGAAUUUCCGCAACGUUCUCAGGGAAAUAAAAGCAAUGUAAUACUGAAGGGUUUUUUAACAUUAACAAUUUUCCUCAUCCCUAGAAGUUUUUCCUUCUCACAAAAAUGUGUUUUAGUUUGUUAGGAAAGCUUUUUUAGACCACGAUUCUCAUAAUUCUCACAGCUUAUUGUCAGCUAAAGUCUUUUUUAAGAGCAGGAUAGAACGCUGUUUGCAUUUCAUCUGUCUUUGCAACAGAGAAACUUGCAGUGCAUAUGCUGUGUAAAUGAUUUCAGAGUCAGCUAUGAAAUAUCUGCAUUAACAUGAAAACAUUCCAGAGCGAAUGAGUUAAAUUUUAAUCCUUUCUGUGCUGAUACAGUCUUUAACAAAACGAAAACUACUGCUGAUGAAAACUGCAUCCUCUACACAAUUACUUGUGUCAUAUAUUUUAUGGAUAAAGAUCUUCCCUGGAUUAAAAUUAAAAUGUAAAAAUAUAUAAAAAGGACACAAGAAAUGAAACCGUUUUUAAAAAUCUUGACCUAUUUUUUGGAUUAAGGCUUUGUAGGUUGCUGCCUUUUCUGUUAUUUAAUGAAUUUGCUGGAAGCCACUUAACAGUUUCUGGCAGAACACCCAUUCAAAAAGGAGGUUAUGUGAAGAGACAUACUGCACUUGCUGUGGUAUUUUUUUUCUCACUAUAUGGAAUUAUUUCUUGCGUCAUUAAAUUGGUCGUAUGCAAUGUUAUGCUGAAGACCUGAGAUGUUCUUUGAAGCUCUAUUUUCAUCACUGGGAACAGCAACAAACAACUUAUCUCCUUUAUGCAUCACAGAGCAGAUUUUACAGCCAUUAAGCAAAUUUUUUACUUUAGGCACUCUUGAGAUUUCCUCAAAGAGCACACACAGGUGUACUUUUUCAUACCAAACAUCACAGAUUUUUGGGUCCCAUUCAAAACUUGUUUUGAUCUAUAGUUUGUUUAUCUUGCCUGAAUAUCGUGUCUGUAUCAGUAUAUCAAAAGUGCACACACACAAAUGAAUGUCAGAGAAAUUGUGAUGCUGAGUGGCAUAAACAGUUUUAAUCAAAAAUACUUCAUUGUUCAAUUAAUUUGUUUUGAUUUUUGUUUUAAAAACACUGAUCAUGUUUUGGGCUUUGUAUGAAGUUGAUGUCACCGAUCAUUAAUAUUCACUAGUCACAUAGUAAUUAAUUAAUAGUUCUGAAAAUUCAUGAGAAAAAUGUGAGACAAAACAUUUCUUUCACAGUAAUAAAUAAAAAAUGUAAUUGAUAGAAACAGCACAUUUGUCACAUCAGCAUUUCAGUAUUAUGUCAAAAUUGUUCAGAUUGUAGUGAGAUUUCCACUCAUCAGAGUGUUCAGGUGCUUCAGUAGUUCAGUCCCUUGACCCUUCAUGUGCUGAGGUGACUACCACAUUGCAACUUGCUCCUAAUAGUUGCCAACCCUCUCAAAUGGCAGCAGUAUGUAUAUGAAUAAGUGAAUGAAAAUCAAGUUGAGUGAUUUUAGGCGUGCUUUGUUUGAGCAAACAUUUUCUGUUUAUUGGAAACAACAUGCCAUCUUUUGUUGGCAUAUCAUAAGCUGCUGUGAAGCAGUGUUCAGUUAUGAUUAAAAGGCAGCUGUCAGUAAAUACUAAGUAUGUUCUCUGACUCUUAUCACUUUUUUUUCUAUCUAGAAGUAGUAUUAACUUUCAUUUCCACACAUAUUUAUCCCUUAAUUCUAUUAAUCAACCUUAUAAUGAGACUCUGACAGAGAUAGCACAAUGACUCUGAAGCGUCUUGGAGCUGGGACACAUGCAAACAUACAAAUACACAUUAAAGAAAGCAUGAGGAAUUGUUUGCAAUCUGCUUCGCUAACCAGAUUAAUGAACUAGUUGGCAUCUAGCCUGGACUGAUUCACACAUCAGAACAUACAAAAAAACAAUAAAAUAACUAAUAAAAACAUUAGCUUUUGUAUAUUCACCACUUGUUUAUGUUUUCUUGUUAAUUUCCAUUAAAGUGAGUGAUGCACAGGCGUGUUAAAUUGUUUAAUGUACUCUCACCAUAUCCAUGAGCAUAUUGACACGUGCUAAGCUAACCACACUCAUUUAAUCUCAUUAUGACUCAGUGAGAUGCUUGACUGGAACUAUAAAAAAAAAAAAAAAAAAAUCCCCCCCACGCAAACUUCCGCAGACCCUGCGUAUUACCAUGCAGGAAAAUUAGACUAAUCCUCAGCGUGUUUCAUUAUGCAUGAAUUAGCGGACGCUAAUGACAGAAUCCUCUCUGUUUGUCAAAUAUGUUGUCAACAUUAAUAAUACUGCAGCAAGCUUUAACAGAAUUGGAUGACACGCAACAUUCACGAGCCUGUCAAAUGUGAUGUCUUCGACAAGUGACACAUUGCUGGCAGUGACUGUGGGCACAAACACAAGCUAAGGUGGAGAAUUUUAUGGCAGAAUUAGUCAUUCUUGCUUGGAGCAAAACUGUACUAUUCUAACUAUUUUCAUUUUGUACACGAUUUGUGUUAUGCUCUCUUUGGCCCAUCAAGAACUGGCUUCAGCUUUGUCGCUGGCAGCCAUCUAGAACAUAUGUCCCUUUCUGCUUGUUACAGAAAGUGGAUUUUCUUCCCUGAUGGUUUUUUAUCACUAACAGAAUUCCGGUAUUAGUCGAAUACCAGAAUACAGAUCUAAUAUUAACUGUAUUCCUCGUUUUUAACAAAGUUUCUCUUGGACUUUAUAUUAGUCACUUGUGGGAAAAACUAUUCUGCAGUGCUCCACAAAGUACAAAAGUACUCCACAAAUUUGGCACUGCAUGUCUGUACGAGUAUUCAAGACCUACUUUAACAACAAUUUAACCACUAACAGGUGGGAUUUCAAUGUGUUGUUCUACUAGUUGCUGAUGAAGGUGCAAGCAGAAAUGAAAAAAGAAAAAGAAAUGCAAAACUAAACUGCAGUGUGAAACCUGAGCUAUUAGCUCACAUGGAUUACUUUUACAUACACUGACUUUAUUAUUUAAUAAAUAAUAACUUACUCAAGUAAUGUAAGUGUUUGGAAAAAUGUACUUCUAAAAAGUACUUUUAUUGCACCAUCUUCAUUCACUCAUGAGCUGCUGUAACAUGAAUCAAAUGGCUGAAUUGCCACCUCCGCAUGCAGUCAAGUUCUGUCAGUCAAGUGUCUUGCUAAUGACCUACUAAUUUUAUUCAGGUGUGUUGCAGCAGGGAGACAUUUACAUGUUUCAUGACAUCAGCCCUGGAGGACUGGCGUUUGACACCUGUGGUGUAGAACAAAUGGAAUCUGUUGGGUCCUGAUUUUCAUCAGGGAAAAGCCAGAAAUUGGUGAUGUAGUUUAUAGAUAGAACAUACUGGUACUCAGAUACCAAUCACAUCAAUAUUACUUCUUAGUUUCUAGAAAAAAUACCUGUGUAUCUCCAUCAUAAUUUGUAGUUUAUUUUUCAGAUUUAAUAAAAAUAACUUUUGGAACGUGACAAAGAUAUCAUGGUUACAGCUGUAAUACAAACUACCAAACUCAAUUUGGUAAAGCAUGUAGUUGAAAGGUCCCAAAAAAAAGAAGCAUGUACAUGAAGUUGGCCAGUGAUCCAGAAAAUAACUUUACCAAUCUGUUCAUAUACUGUUUUGUCUUUGGAGUGUCUAUUAAAGGGAUAACAUUUUCAAUAGGAAAACACAAACGAGGCAGUCAACAGACCAUAAGAAGAGUAAUGGUGAAGCAUAUACAGAAUCUCAUUUAAAAACACCUGACGGUGGUCGACAGGUGACUCAGAGAGACUGUA
This is a messenger RNA of Oreochromis niloticus (Nile tilapia), 5749 nucleotides long. RefSeq names its product EF-hand domain family, member B (gene efhb). The transcript is spliced from 13 exons. Gene Ontology annotation, molecular function: calcium ion binding. The coding region runs from base 303 to 2051 and encodes 582 amino acids. The record is from RefSeq and is a predicted model, not a curated record. Lineage: Eukaryota; Metazoa; Chordata; Actinopteri; Cichliformes; Cichlidae.